Molecule: messenger RNA, 1493 nt
Organism: Leguminivora glycinivorella
Lineage: Eukaryota; Metazoa; Arthropoda; Insecta; Lepidoptera; Tortricidae
Exons: 9
Coding region: 137-1417 (426 amino acids)
Biological process (GO): detection of chemical stimulus involved in sensory perception of smell; sensory perception of smell
Cellular component (GO): plasma membrane
Molecular function (GO): odorant binding; olfactory receptor activity
Source: RefSeq, a predicted model, not a curated record
UUCUGAUUUUUGACCGUAUUCCUGUAAUAAGUUUGACCUGAAACGAUACAGGGCAAUGACAGCUCAUCAUCAGUGUGCAGUAGUACGUAGCGAUGUGAGUUACGACAAUUACGAAGUGCACACAGUACAUUAAAUUAUGCCAAGCAGUUGGUCAGCACAGACGCCGCUGAGCUUCAGGUACGUGGCGCAGGUGCGGCUGAUGCUGAGCACGGUGGGCUCGUGGCCGCACGCGCGCGCGCCGCUCGGCCGCCCCGCGCCCGCGCUGCACGCCGCGCUCGCGCUCCUCAACCUCGCCUCCAUCCUGAUAUUAUGCACCGUCAUCGUCCUAGGCCUCAUCUACUUGAAGGAAUACAGAGACGAUAUAUCGUUCUUUGUCUCGGGACACAUAUUUUUAUGUGCGGUUUUCCACAUGCAGUGUGUAGUAAGAAUGUCGUUGGCUCGGACAAAAAAAUAUCAUGAAAUUAUUAGGGACUGGUUACUUGAAUUCCACCUGUUUCAUUUCAAGAAUCGAUCGGACUAUGCUGCUAAGAUACACAAGCAGGUGCACAUCACCUCGGGCGUGAUCACGCUGUACGUGAUGUGCCAGAUGGCGAGCGGCUGCUCGCUGUUCGUGUUCAUGCCGUGGUACAACAACUACCGCCGCGGCCUGUUCCGCGCCGCCGCCGCCGCCGCCGGCGCCGCACUCCCCGCCAACGCCUCCUUCGAGCACGCCGGCUAUUACUACCUGCCCGACAAGUACUACACCACUCUUCACGGCUACUGGUGUCUGUUCGCGUUCAACUGCUACACCUCGUACGUGUCCACCAUCGGCCUGUUCGUGUUCGACCUGCUGCUCUGCCUGAUGGUGCUGCAGAUAUGGGGCCACCUCAAAAUAUUGAGGCAUAACUUGUUAAACAUGCCGCAGCCAACAAAUACCGACAGUGGCAUGUACUCUGAACAAGAAAAUAAACAAAUCCGAUACUUGUUGAAGGACAUUAUCAUUCAUCACAACUUGAUUAUAAAGUUCGUGGACCGCUGCUCGGACGCGUUCAGCGAGUACCUGUUCAUGUUCUACCUGCUGAUGCAGUUCAUCACCUGCGUGCUGCUGCUGGAGGUGUCCUCCUUCACGGCCGACGCGCUCGUCAAGUACGGCCCGCUCACCGUCGGCAUGCACCAGCAGCUCAUUCAAGUCUCGAUACUCUUUGAAAUAUUGAAUACUAAGAGCGAGCAGCUAAUCGGCGCCGUGUACGCCACACCAUGGGAACGGAUGGACAGGAGCAACAGGAAGACAGUGUUGUUUUUGAUGCACAAGAUCCAGAGCCCGGUCAGCCUCAAGGCUGCCAAGAUGGUGCCGGUGGGAGUGAACACCAUGUCCGCGGUCCUGAAAACGACGUUCUCGUAUUACAUGGUGCUGAAGGCUCUGGCUGGAGAACAAUAAGUCUCACACGAGGGGGAGGAAGGGGGGAGGGGAAAAUUGCCAAUACUUGAAAAAAGCACAAACAUUUUAAAAGAUU